AUGUCGGACUCUACAGUUCAGACAGAUCAAAAGCCAAAGGCGGCUGGAGCGAAUACACGAGCCCCGAAGCCCGCUGCUUUCACAUGGGACAAGAAUCAAAUCGACACAGGCUGCAUAUCACCUGUGAGAUCAUCCGAAGCCCUGACACCAAAUCAUGAUUCGACCAGAUACAUGAAACACCCCUCGUCGCCCGAAAGCUCCUCGUAUCUGCCGCCCCGUAUACAUUCCCCCGCCUCUCAAAUAUUCGAACGAGAUGUGCAGGAAGAUAUAGUGCCAGCACAGGCAUCGCCUUCGAUACCUGCACAUAUUCGAACCGAUAACUAUAUUCCACCUGUCCUAGAAGCAUCCUCGGCCGCAAUCACAGAUGAACGCCUCGAUCCAGAUUCGGUCGAGAUUGUCACACAUAGCCUACAUCAAUCCGCGGGUGGUCCAUCCGGGGAGCAAUCGAUGUCCUCCUCAGGCAUCGAUCAUCUCUUGGGCCAUGCUGAUGGAGAUGAACUCUCCAGUUAUGGAGCACUGGACACGACAGAUGUACGUCGGCUGAGCUUUAUUUCCUUUGCCGACGUUGUCAACGCCGAGCAUGCAGAAACAAAUGAAGCUCAUCCUGGCGUAAUACCUCGGGAGCGCCUAGGAGAUAUCAACCAAUCCCCGUCUCCAUUGCGCUCUCCAUCUUCUUCGCAUGGACUUAGCACUUCGCCGCCAACAAGCAUUGCGACCUCCCCCCAGAGGGCUUGA
Penicillium samsonianum is the source of this 735-nucleotide messenger RNA. RefSeq lists its product as uncharacterized. The transcript has a single exon. The record is from RefSeq and is a predicted model, not a curated record. Lineage: Eukaryota; Fungi; Ascomycota; Eurotiomycetes; Eurotiales; Aspergillaceae. Bases 1 to 735 code for a protein of 244 amino acids.